UCUGGGCACAGGUGUGUGACACUGCAGAGUGGCACAGGUGGGUGCACUGCUGGGCACAGGUGGGUGCACUGCUGGGCACAGGUGGGUGAUCUGCUUGGCACAGGUGGGCGGGCGGCAACAGGUUGCGGGUGGCACUGCUGGGCACCGAUCAUCAGGGCACUGAUCAUCAGUGCCCUGAUGAUUGUGUGAGGAAAGUGCAGCCGAGAACCGGCACUUGCAUUUCCCUGUGAUCAGCGUGUCAUUGGACACCGCUGAUCACGUGGUAAAAGGCCGCUGUGAUUGGCCUUUUACCACAUCACGUGAUCAGCUGUGUGUCCGUAGGACGUCCACCCAGAACUGGC
This is a messenger RNA of Staurois parvus, 341 nucleotides long. The record is from the annotation of a GenBank genome assembly. NCBI's taxonomy places the organism in Eukaryota, Metazoa, Chordata, Amphibia, Anura, Ranidae.